AUGGAUGCUGUUCAUCAAUCAGGGGUCUUCUGUCUCUUCCAAUUAUCCCAAAAACAGCACGACAAGGUCCAAGCAACUGUUGAGGAUGAUUUGAUCACAACUUUUAUUCAUCAGUUAAAAGAAGGACAUGUAUGCAUUAUUUCCGACUUCAAAGUGAUACCUAAUGGUGGAUUGGUUAGGGUUACAAGACAUCGAUUCCGCAUCCUUUUCAAGUGUAGUACCUCUGUUGUUGCAGCUACAAAUAGAGUCAUACCUAAUCCUGGUUUAAGUUUAACCUUUAUGGACAAGAUUCUUCAAAAGCGCACUGAUUAUGAGUACUUAAUAGAUUUUGUUGGGGUGCUGUGCGGAUUGAAAAGGAAAAUGGAUGUUGAGUGUAAUGGAAAGAUAUUGAAAGUUAUUGUCCUUGAGGUUUUUGCUGAUGGGAAGAAAAUACCCUGCAAUCUUGUUGGUGACUGUUCUGCUCUUAUAGACAUCGAUAGUUUGCAAAAGUAUCACAGACCACCAGUUCUUAUUUUGCAAUCUUUCAAGAUCAAAAUCAAUAGAGAUAAAGUUAGUCUCCAAAAUGUGAUCAAUGUUUCUCGGGUUUCAAUCAACCCUGAUAUGCAGGAAACUGUGAAUUUUCUCGAUGAAUACCAUAUCGCAAGCCACCAUUUCAGUAGACUGCGUAGUAAUGAGAUUGGGGAUUUAGUAUCUGUAAUUGAUGAUGAAUCUUUUGACUGGAAACUAAUACGGACUAUUGCUAAUCUUAAGGGAAACAAUGAGGAUGGACAAUUCUUUGUGGUUGGAAAAAUUAAAGAGAUUGUUGAAAAUCCAGAGUGGUGGGUCUUUUUUUGUGUUUGUGGUCAUCCAAUUGUAGGUGAUGAUAAUGUGUUUCAUUGUCAGCUGUGCGGCAGAGAGGUCCAGCAUUUUAUGAUAAGUUACAGGAUUAAGAUACUUGUUGAAGAUGGGACUUCUUGUGGAAUGUUUGUCUUGUUAGACAGUGCAGCCACUAAGCUAUUGGGGAGAACCUGUUCUGAUGUGUUUUUGUUGUUAGAAGAUGAACAUGAGGAUGUUAGUUCUGAUUCGGCCUUUAGCCCAAUAGUUGAAGACUUCUCUCAGUGUGGACAACUUAGAAGUUAUGACAACCAAGUCAUAUCUGGUGUUCCAAUACAACUGCAUAUCAUUAAAGAGAUGCUUGCUGAUAUUCUUUGUGCUAAAAUAUAUUCUUCUGCAUCAAGAAAUGAUCAGAUUUGUUUUUUGAUCGGUGAGAUUAUUGAUGUGCUGAAACAUCAGAAUUUAGUGUUUAUGGUUCAGUCAAAGAAUGAUUACACUGUUCCGAAUAGCAUGAUUUCUCAGUUGAUGAACAAGAAAAUUGUCUUCAUAGUGGAUCCUAGACCCAUUGGAUAUGAAUUGAAUAAAUCUCUUCAUGUUGUUCGUGCAAUAUGUGAUGAUAUUGAUAUUGUGAGGUUUUUGGAGGAUUCCACCCAUGAUAAUCAACAGCAGAAUCCAGUUGAGUUUCACUCCAAUGCAAGCAUUCAAUGUUCGUCGAGCUCAGGUGCUCCAGUGCAUCAGGCUUCACCGAUUUCUGUUCUGAACUGGAAUUGUUGGACUGUUAACUAUGAUUUUCAUGCAAGAAUCUCAUCCUCACAAGGUUCCAAUUUAGUUGGGAAUCAUCAGCCUCUCACUAUUAGGGAGGAGUUUUGGAGGGCCUUUGGACAAUGUGAAAAUACUGGCGAAACUGUUGAAAGGAUGAAUGAGUGUAGUGGCUAA
This is a messenger RNA of Arachis stenosperma, 1749 nucleotides long. RefSeq lists its product as uncharacterized. The transcript is spliced from 14 exons. Bases 1 to 1749 code for a protein of 582 amino acids. The record is from RefSeq and is a predicted model, not a curated record. NCBI's taxonomy places the organism in Eukaryota, Viridiplantae, Streptophyta, Magnoliopsida, Fabales, Fabaceae.